This is a messenger RNA of Dendroctonus ponderosae (mountain pine beetle), 4378 nucleotides long. It is a transcript of the gene Atpalpha, whose product is annotated as sodium/potassium-transporting ATPase subunit alpha. Gene Ontology annotation, biological process: proton transmembrane transport; intracellular sodium ion homeostasis; potassium ion import across plasma membrane. Gene Ontology annotation, molecular function: P-type sodium:potassium-exchanging transporter activity; ATP hydrolysis activity; ATP binding. Bases 147 to 3278 code for a protein of 1043 amino acids. The record is from RefSeq and is a predicted model, not a curated record. NCBI's taxonomy places the organism in Eukaryota, Metazoa, Arthropoda, Insecta, Coleoptera, Curculionidae. Gene Ontology annotation, cellular component: membrane. The transcript is spliced from 10 exons.
GAUUUAAUUGUUUGAAUGCCAGAAAAAUGAUUAACAUUCCUAAUCAUAGUCAGUAAAUUAUCAAAUUGACACGUUUUUGUGUGCUCGAAUUUGCUACAACCAAAUAGUUGCCAUUGUCAGUGAGUGUUCUUAACUUUUGUCCAGAAAUGUCCUCAAAGGGGCACCUGAAUGACGAGCAUGGCCGCUCUGAUUCGUACCGGGUCGCUACCGUUCCAACCAAUUACGACGACAACAAAACAGCCGACGGCCAACCAAAGGCACGGAGAAAAGUGCAGAAAAAGCCAAGGAAAGCGGGAGAUUUGGAUGAUCUAAAACAGGAAUUAGAUAUCGAUUAUCAUAAAAUCACACCCGAGGAACUUUAUCAGAGGUUUCAGACUCAUCCAGAAAAUGGUCUUAGUCAUGCAAAAGCAAAAGAAAAUUUGGAACGGGACGGACCCAAUGCUCUAACCCCGCCAAGGACAACGCCCGAAUGGAUAAAAUUCUGUAAAAAUCUCUUCGGAGGUUUCGCUCUCUUAUUGUGGAUUGGUGCAAUCCUGUGCUUCAUAGCCUAUGGAAUCCAGGCGAGUACCGUUGAAGAACCCAACGAUGAUAAUUUGUUCUUGGGUAUCGUACUGGCCGCCGUUGUUAUCGUUACUGGUAUAUUUUCGUACUAUCAGGAGAGUAAAAGCUCGAAAAUUAUGGAGUCCUUUAAAAACAUGGUGCCUCAGUUCGCAAUUGUACUUAGAGAAGGCGAAAAGUUGACCCUUCGCGCCGAAGAUUUGGUUCUGGGCGAUGUCGUGGAGGUGAAAUUCGGAGACCGGAUUCCUGCCGAUAUUCGGAUUAUUGAAACGCGCGGCUUCAAAGUGGACAACUCGUCGCUGACCGGAGAAUCGGAGCCUCAGAGUCGGAGCCCCGAAUUCACUCACGAGAACCCUCUGGAGACGAAGAAUCUGGCCUUCUUCUCCACCAACGCCGUUGAAGGCACCGCCAAAGGUGUUGUUAUUAGUUGCGGAGACAAUACUGUAAUGGGCCGAAUCGCUGGUCUCGCCUCCGGCCUCGACACCGGCGAAACUCCCAUCGCCAAAGAAAUUCAUCACUUCAUCCAUCUUAUUACUGGCGUAGCCGUUUUCCUAGGAGUCACGUUCUUUUUAAUUGCCUUCAUUCUGGGUUAUCACUGGUUGGAUGCUGUUAUUUUCCUCAUCGGUAUCAUCGUGGCCAAUGUUCCAGAAGGAUUGCUGGCCACCGUCACUGUAUGCCUCACCCUCACAGCCAAGCGGAUGGCCUCAAAGAACUGCCUAGUUAAGAAUUUAGAGGCUGUAGAAACUCUGGGCUCAACCAGCACAAUUUGCUCAGACAAAACCGGUACUCUCACUCAGAACCGAAUGACUGUGGCACACAUGUGGUUUGAUAAUCAGAUUAUCGAGGCCGACACGACUGAGGAUCAGUCGGGCGUUCAAUACGAUCGAACCAGUCCCGGGUUCAAAGCGCUUUCUCGUAUCGCUACCCUUUGCAAUCGUGCUGAGUUCAAGCCUGGUCAGGAUGCCGUUCAGAUUCUGAAGCGUGAAGUGAAUGGCGAUGCAUCUGAAGCCGCGCUGCUUAAAUGUAUGGAGCUGGCGUUGGGCGAUGUGAUGAGCAUUCGGCGCAAGAACAAGAAGGUUUGCGAGAUCCCCUUCAACUCGACCAAUAAGUAUCAAGUGUCUGUGCACGAGAAUGAAGAUCCCAACGAUCCACGUCAUAUUUUGGUAAUGAAGGGCGCCCCCGAGCGCAUUCUGGAACGCUGCAACACAAUCUUUAUCUGUGGCAAGGAGAAAGUCCUGGACGAGGAGAUGAAGGAGGCAUUCAACAAUGCGUAUUUAGAGCUGGGCGGUUUGGGUGAACGAGUGCUGGGAUUCUGCGAUUUUAUGAUGCCUUCCGACAAGUACCCAAUUGGCUAUAAAUUUAACAGUGACGACGCCAACUUUCCCUUGGACGGACUGCGAUUUGUUGGGUUGAUGUCCAUGAUUGAUCCACCUCGAGCUGCCGUUCCGGACGCUGUGGCUAAAUGCCGAAGUGCCGGCAUCAAGGUCAUCAUGGUUACCGGCGAUCAUCCCAUCACGGCCAAAGCCAUCGCCAAAUCAGUCGGAAUCAUAUCUGAAGGAAACGAGACCAUUGAAGACAUUGCGCAACGUUUGAACAUCCCCGUCUCCGAAGUCAACCCGAGAGAGGCUAAGGCUGCAGUGGUUCACGGCUCCGAUCUGAGGGAUUUGUCUUCGGAUCAGUUGGACGAGAUCUUGCGGUACCAUACUGAGAUUGUGUUUGCCAGAACGUCCCCGCAGCAGAAACUGAUUAUUGUUGAGGGUUGUCAGCGAAUGGGCGCCAUUGUUGCUGUUACCGGUGAUGGUGUUAACGAUUCGCCCGCACUGAAGAAGGCGGAUAUCGGCGUGGCCAUGGGCAUUGCCGGAUCGGACGUGUCGAAACAGGCUGCCGACAUGAUUUUGCUAGACGACAAUUUCGCUUCAAUUGUAACGGGAGUGGAGGAGGGUCGGCUCAUCUUCGACAACUUGAAAAAAUCCAUUGCCUACACUCUGACCUCGAACAUUCCCGAAAUUUCCCCAUUCCUGGCCUUUAUCCUGUGCGACAUUCCACUGCCACUCGGCACCGUUACCAUCCUUUGCAUUGAUCUUGGAACCGACAUGGUGCCUGCUAUUUCUUUGGCCUACGAGGCUCCGGAGAGCGACAUAAUGAAAAGGCAACCUCGCGACCCAUACAGGGACAACCUGGUUAACCGCAGAUUGAUUUCAAUGGCUUAUGGACAAAUCGGAAUGAUCCAGGCAGCUGCCGGAUUCUUCGUCUACUUUGUCAUUAUGGCUGAGAAUGGAUUUUUGCCGAUGAAACUGUUUGGUAUCAGAAAGCAGUGGGAUUCGAAAGCUAUCAAUGAUUUGCCCGAUUCCUAUGGGCAGGAAUGGACCUACAAGGAUAGAAAAGUUUUGGAAUACACUUGCCAUACCGCGUUCUUUGUCUCCAUUGUGAUUGUGCAAUGGGCAGAUUUGAUCGUCUGCAAAACCAGACGCAACUCGAUUGUGCAUCAGGGCAUGAGAAACUGGGCUCUAAAUUUCGGACUCGUUUUCGAAACCGCUCUGGCUUGCUUCCUGUCCUACACACCAGGAAUGGACAAGGGACUUCGCAUGUUCCCGCUAAAGUUUGUGUGGUGGUUGCCAGCAAUUCCCUUCAUGCUCUCGAUCUUUAUCUACGACGAGGUGAGAAGGUUCUACAUAAGACGUAACCCUGGAGGGUGGUUAGAGCAGGAGACCUACUACUAAUCGCCUCAGCUAGCCCUAUACUGCCACCUGGUGGGCGCCGCCGGUCGCUGUCUAGUUGUUUCGAUAGCAGGGACCUCGUGUUAAGAUCGCAUGCACACACAACAUCAACAUCAAUAUUAACAACAAGAAAGAGCCGAGAUCAGGGCAAAACCCGCCGGUUUUGAAUGACGUCGUUCUCUAUCGAUUGUUGUACAAAUCAUGUUGCUAUUUCUAGAACACUUGCUGCUUUUAACGCAGCCAUAUAAAAUAAUAAUUGUGCGGAGUCGAUCUUAAAUAUAUUUAUAGGUUAUAACUAUAUGCAUGCGCGGAUCGCCUGCGCACAAACUAGUUUAUGAAAUAAUUAAGGAUAAUUUAACUAAUAUUAUGAGUAAUAGAUUUUGCGACAGUGUCACGUACCAUUUGUUCAUAUAGGAAGUCAGAGCAUACUUUACUACCCCGAUAAAGCAGAGCUGUCCGCAAUAACGUUUUCAUACAUUCCAUUUUUGAAAACUACAGUUGCCUUAGUGCUGUCAGUCAUUUGCGGUCUGAGGGUGUGGGUGGGCGUCGUCCUGGUUGCCUGUUAACGGACGCUCAUCUCUCCCUUCUCCCGGUCUUGUCCGGACUCGUGUGCGCCGUUCGGACAAACGAUUUAGUAUUAUUUAGGCUUUCAACACUUAGGUUAGCUAGGAUGUAACUGUGUUGUUAAAUUGUAUUAACUGUCAUACCAGUCGUGCUCAAUACACAUGACUAACUAUUAUCAUAUUUAUAAACGUUCGGACGAAAAUCGCCGUUACUGUGAAGUCUAGCCAGGCAAUGAGUGUGCGGCGGAGAGUCUCCUAAAGCGUUCCGUCUUGCUUGUUCCAAGUAUUAUGUUUGGUGGAUUCAAAAUUUUCAAAAGUAUCACCACUAUACUAGGUAUGCUUUCGUAGCGUGUUCUUUUCUAGUUGAAACGAUUUAAGCCUGCUGGUCUGAGACCAGGUGACCACAGUAUCAUUAUUAUUGUAAAUAUUUUUAUGUAAGUCACUUAAUUAUUUUUCUGCUUCUGUUCUUUUCACAUUCAUAUUUUAGUACGUAAUGAUGCUGUAUAAAUUUGGGUUUUAAUAAAAUGGAUGAUAGUGUUA